This is a messenger RNA of Polyodon spathula (Mississippi paddlefish), 1444 nucleotides long. Its product is annotated as RELT-like protein 1. The record is from RefSeq and is a predicted model, not a curated record. NCBI's taxonomy places the organism in Eukaryota, Metazoa, Chordata, Actinopteri, Acipenseriformes, Polyodontidae. Gene Ontology annotation, cellular component: plasma membrane. The transcript has 10 exons. Bases 1 to 930 code for a protein of 309 amino acids. Gene Ontology annotation, biological process: positive regulation of p38MAPK cascade.
AUGACGUCCGGGGGACAGGACGACGUACCAAAACGCCAUAAGGAGGAUCAAACGUACGCGUACUUUCCAACAAUUCAAAGAGUUCAAUCAAGGCGCAAGAACAACCCUCUGCUGCUUUAUUCAUGGCUCCAACAACAGGUCCUUCACUGUCUCGUUGGCACCUCCUACGUUAUCGUCCUUACUGCAGUGAACGGGACAGGUGUCCCAGUGGGUGAUGGGAACUCGGGGUCACUUGCUUUUGUCCUGGUGCCAAUCUUCUUUAUAAUGGGCCUUCUGGGAGUCUUGUUAUGUCAUAUUCUUAAAAAGAAGGGAUACCGCUGCACCACAAAUGCUGAAGCAGACAUCGAAGAAGAAAAAAUAGAGGAAGAGCCAGAGAUGAAUGAUACCUUUAGUGAGUGCAAUGCUGAUACUGUUGGACAAAUUGUGCAUUACAUCAUGAAGAAUGAAGCUAACUCAGAAGCUUUAACGGCUAUGCUACAGGAUAACAAUAUUGACCCUGACAGUCCUACAUCUCCAAAUAGUCCAGGUAUCCAAAGUAUUCCAGCUAGCCCCGACACACCGUUGACACUUAAACCUGGUUCCACACCUUCUAAGCACACCUGUCAAGGCAACCACCUGCACACAGUCGGUGGGGUGGCUGAGAGGAACGUCUGCUCGCGCUGCAACCACAAGAAAUGGCCUCUAAUGCGACAAGGCAGCAAGUCAAGAGAAUUAAAGAGGAUUCGCCAAGGAGAGGUCACUGUGCUGUCUGUGGGGAGGUUCCGGGUAACAAAGACAGAGAACAAAUCCAAUCCAAAGCAACGAAAGAGUCUGAUUUCACAGGAUGAAAAGUCAGGUUCAAAUAGGGAAGUCCCUGCUACCCCUACACAAGAGGAAUCAAAGAGCAGAACCGUCUCAGAGUCGCAGGAACAAAGUAGUACUGACCUGUGAUGCAGUUUUUAAGUUCCUGGUAGUGGUGGUGCCAUGUCAUUAUUUGUCACUCCAUGCAAACAUUGUAAAGCAUAUGUACUUAUUUUCCACACCUGUUGUAACAAGAAAGCAAAUUACUUCAGUUUAUAGUUCCCUGGUGCCACGACAGAUUUUUUUUUUUUUUUUUUUUUUUUUUUUACUGGAAUGUAAAGUGCUCGUGGAACAUGAGCAAAACUUUAAUAUACUAGAAAACCGCACCAGAAAACGUUGAAAAUGUAUUAUUUACUGUCCAUUUUGCCUUUUGAGUAAAAUUUAAAUACACUUGUUUUAUUACUUUUCUUUUAUUUGGUACUAGCUUCGUAUUGCAUAAAAUGUGUUCACGUUUACAGUAAUUCAACAAUAACAGUACUUUAACACACAUUUUGUAUGUGCAGCUGUGUAAAGGACAAGGAUAAAUCUGUUGUCCACGUUAUGUGAAUUUCUACUGUCAGCAAUAUGUAUUUUUUUUGUAAUAAAAAAUAAAACUAACUUUUUA